Molecule: messenger RNA, 360 nt
Organism: Protopolystoma xenopodis
Lineage: Eukaryota; Metazoa; Platyhelminthes; Monogenea; Polystomatidea; Polystomatidae
Source: the annotation of a GenBank genome assembly
CUUGAUCUAAUCCUGGCCGAAUGCCUUGCCCCAAUCGUGCAAGUUGAGCCUAUCUUUGUGUCCAUGCUUUCAAUUUUGGUCACUCUUACUCCGCUUGCUGUUGGCUCACAUUUUCCUCACCAAACAAAUUGGAAGGGUUCCGAUUCAAAGUUUUCGACAAUGGAAUAUCUGACAUUGGCUACGGUGCUGCUCGAAAUAGGGGAAAGCAUCCAUUUUCUAUUCACGGCCUCAGCUCAUCUGAAGACCAAAGCUGCUUCAUGCACAAGCUUUGGCCGUUCGACGUCCUUCCGGAUAGCUUCAAUUCUCAUCUUCGACUGGAACUGGUCGGCAAGAUACUUCUUGUGUCAGUCUUACGCUUAA